AUGCGCAUGGCCCACCUGCUGCCCCCAGGUAGGCAGCUGUUCACCGUGGAGAUCAACCCCGAAUUUGCUGCCAUCACCCAGCAGAUGCUGGACUUUGCCGGACUACAGGACAAGGACGUGUCAACAGUCACUGUUACAGGUCACCAUGCUGCUGGGGCAUCCCAGGACCUCCUCCCUCAGCUGAAGCAGCAGCAUGAUGUGGAAGCCCUGAACAUGGCGUUCCUGGACCACUGGAAGGAGUGCUACCUGCCAGACACACUGCUGCUGGAGGGUGAGGCCAGCCAUGACUGGAACACCACCCAGCAGUGUGGCCUGUUGCAGAAGGGGAUGGUGCUGUUGGCCAACAAUGUCAUCUGCCCGGGAACCCCAGACUUCCUGGCGCACAUGCGUGGAAGCAGCAUGUUCGAGCGCACCCACUACAGUGCCAUGUUGGAACACAUCCAGGUGGUGGAUGAGCUGGAGAAGGCCAUCUGUGUGGGCCCAGAUGGUCCAGCAUGA
Molecule: messenger RNA, 498 nt
Organism: Ochotona curzoniae (black-lipped pika)
Lineage: Eukaryota; Metazoa; Chordata; Mammalia; Lagomorpha; Ochotonidae
Product: catechol O-methyltransferase-like
Exons: 3
Coding region: 1-498 (165 amino acids)
Biological process (GO): developmental process; dopamine metabolic process; catecholamine catabolic process
Cellular component (GO): axon; membrane; dendrite
Molecular function (GO): catechol O-methyltransferase activity
Source: RefSeq, a predicted model, not a curated record